Messenger RNA from Pistacia vera, 1758 nucleotides. Its product is annotated as mitogen-activated protein kinase homolog NTF6. The transcript has 6 exons. The coding region runs from base 173 to 1288 and encodes 371 amino acids. Lineage: Eukaryota; Viridiplantae; Streptophyta; Magnoliopsida; Sapindales; Anacardiaceae. Gene Ontology annotation, molecular function: ATP binding; MAP kinase activity. Gene Ontology annotation, cellular component: nucleus; cytoplasm. The record is from RefSeq and is a predicted model, not a curated record. Gene Ontology annotation, biological process: protein phosphorylation; intracellular signal transduction.
UGAUUUCAUAUAUCUAUUCAAAUUUCAAAACCCAAUUGUAAAAGCACACCCCGAAGGGCCCCUUCUCUUCCCCCUCUUUAUCAUCUCUGUUAACAUAAAAAGCACAGACUUGACCUAAAACACUCAAGUCUUUCAUUUUGAACUUAACUUUUAUUGUUUUCUACUUCUCAAGAUGGAGAAUGAUUUUGCUGUAAAAGGAGAGAGAGGAAUCUCAAUGUGUGGAGGCAGAUACGUACAGUACAACAUUCUAGGAAACCUUUUCCAAGUCUCCUCCAAGUACGUGCCUCCUAUUCAGCCCGUCGGUCGCGGCGCAUACGGCAUCGUUUGUAGUGCAACAAAUUCUGAGACAAAAGAAUCUGUUGCUAUAAAAAAGAUUACGAAUGCAUUUGAUAACAGAAUUGAUGCUAAGAGAACUCUCCGCGAGAUCAAACUCCUUGGCCACAUGGAUCAUGACAAUGUUAUCAAGAUUAAGGACAUAAUUCCGCCAAUGGAUAAGGAAAAGUUCAAUGAUGUUUAUAUUGUUUAUGAAUUGAUGGAUACUGAUCUACAUCAGAUAAUUCGCUCCAACCAGGCUUUAACAGAUGAUCACUGUCAGUAUUUCCUGUACCAACUGUUGCGGGGACUGAAGUACAUACACUCUGCAAAUGUAUUGCACCGGGAUUUAAAACCCAGCAACCUGCUUCUUGAUGCAAACUGUGAUCUCAAAAUUUGUGACUUUGGGCUUGCAAGAACCACUUCAGAGACAGAUUUCAUGACAGAGUAUGUAGUCACUCGUUGGUAUCGAGCCCCUGAAUUGCUGCUGAACUGCUCAGAGUAUACUGCAGCUAUUGAUAUUUGGUCUGUUGGUUGCAUUCUCAUGGAAAUUAUUAGAAGGGAGCCUCUUUUUCCUGGUAAAGACUAUGUUCAGCAGUUGACACUUAUAACUGAGUUGUUAGGUUCACCAGAUGAUUCAGAUCUUGGAUUCCUAAGAAGUGAUAAUGCUCGGAAGUAUGUCAAGCAGCUUCCUCAUGUACCCAAGCAACCCUUUUCUCUGAAGUUCCCAAGCAUGUCUCCAUUGGCAAUUGAUCUUGCUGAGAAAAUGCUAGUUUUUGAUCCAGCCAAACGGAUAACUGUUGAGGAAGCAUUGAACCAUCCAUAUCUAUCAAGUCUUCAUGAGAUCAACGAGGAGCCCACUUGCCUGUAUCCUUUCAUCUUUGAUUUUGAACAGACAACCUUGAAUGAAGAAGAUAUAAAGGAACUCAUUUUUAGGGAGUGUAUGAAGUUCAACCCCGAUAAGAUGAUUGAGUGAUGUGACUGGCACCUGUCCUUUGUUUCUGUUGUUUGUUAUAUUAAGAGUGAUCUGGAGGGUUGAUUAUGGCUUGUAAUGCUUGCAUAUAUAUCAUAUGUGUAGAAAUUCGGUUUAACCAUAAAAAAUUGGGAGAUGGGUUCUCCCUUCGUGUACUGACUAUUGAUAGAUAGGGUGGAAUUGCAGUAUGGAUUUAUAUAAGUAACUGGAUCUUGGGUUUGUAUGCAUAAAACAAGGCUAUGCUCUCCUAGGCUGUGUUUGUAUAUUGUACAUUCAAUUUUAUUAAUGUUGAAGAACAAAAUAAUACCAAAAUAUAGAAAACAGAAGGAGCAACGAUGUGCUGUUUCUGUUUCCCGGAGUGGAAGUAUUUUUCUAUAUUUGUAGUACCUUUAUCUUUGAUCUGGAAUAUUUUGGAUGCCUGGAUGUCAUGUAAGGCUGUAUUUGGAAGUUACUUCAAUGAAAUAUUUCUGGUA